This is a messenger RNA of Lytechinus pictus (painted urchin), 8103 nucleotides long. Its product is annotated as ubiquitin carboxyl-terminal hydrolase 25-like. Gene Ontology annotation, biological process: proteasome-mediated ubiquitin-dependent protein catabolic process; regulation of proteasomal protein catabolic process; protein deubiquitination. The record is from RefSeq and is a predicted model, not a curated record. The transcript has 23 exons. The coding region runs from base 690 to 4313 and encodes 1207 amino acids. Lineage: Eukaryota; Metazoa; Echinodermata; Echinoidea; Temnopleuroida; Toxopneustidae. Gene Ontology annotation, molecular function: protein binding; cysteine-type deubiquitinase activity; proteasome binding.
AGAUCAAGUUCCUGUAUAAUUGAAGAGACAGGCCUUCAUAGUUUUAGUGGUAUAGCAAUCGGGAUUUACACAUCAUCUACAUUGGACAGUAAACAUUCAGCUGUCAAUGUUCAACAUCAAAGUGAACCUUUUUUCUUUAUUGCCCCUGGCAUCUUUUGAAAAGUUGUUCAGGUUUAAGACAUGAAUCUAUCAUCAUCCGCAUGUACAUGUAUGCCAUACAGUGGUAGGCUCUAGAAUGUACAUUUUACUGUAUCACUUGCUGUGACCUGCGACCUAUGACCUGUUGAAAUCAUUGGAUAAUAUUGAACUAUUGGAUCACUUGCUGUGACCUAUGAACUGUUGAAAUCAUUGGAUAUUGAACUUUUGGAUCACUUACUGUUACCUAUGACAGACCUGUUGAAGGAUCUUGAAGUUGAACUACAGUAUUGAAUCAGUUGCUGUUAGGACUUGCUGUGACCUGCGACCUAUGACCUGUUGAACUCAUUGGAUAUUGAACUAUUGGAUCACUUUCUGUGACCUGCGACCUAUGACCUGUUGAAAUCAUUGGAUAUUGAACUAUUAGAUCGCUUACUGUGACCUAUGACAUAUGACCUGUUGAAGGAUCUUGAACUACAGUAUUGAAUCAGUUGCUGUUAGGACUUGCUGUGACCUACGACCUAUGACCUGUUGAAAUAAUUUUGAAAAUCAAGAUGACUGUUCGUGAGCUCCUCCUUGAUAAAAAUGGAGGCGCUGCAGGAGAUGAGCACUCUAGCCUUGCUCUCAGGAAAAAGUUUCGCUCGAUGCAUGUGAACCAAGAGACUGCCCUCAACCAACUGAAAGAGAUUACAGGAGUCCAUGACCCGGCGGCUCUGAGGCAUGCCUACGAAGCCAGCGAUGGGGACAUCACCCAGGCCAUCACCUUCUUGACUGAAGGCCAUGAAAACACUGCUGCAGGUGGAUCAGCAGGAACAGCAACAGCAGCAGCUGCAGGUCACCAGGGGAAUCCCAGGCAUCAAGUUGCCCAUCAGCCAGUGGCUGUUGCAACCGCUGCAGCCACAGCAGCAGCACCGGUGACUCAGCCAGCCAAUGCUCCUGCCAAUGUGUAUGGCCCUAGGAACAGGCCCCAAGGAGAGGGGGGUAAGUCAUCUGAUGUGAUCGAUCUCACCCAGGAUAGAGACGAGAAAGAAGAUCUUCAAAGAGCCAUUGCUCUCAGUCUACAGGAAACAACUCAAUCAAGCAUCGGAGUGUCCGCAGAAGAACAAGAUAUCAGCAGAGUUCUUGAACAGAGCAUACGUGAUGCAGGUCAAGGUAGAAGCAAUACAUGGUUCGUCGACCCCCUCAAUCCUCAUGAUAGGCAGAGGGAAAGCGGCUGGCCGGUAGGACUAAAGAAUGUAGGCAACACAUGCUGGUUCUCUGCUGUUAUACAGUCUUUAUUUCAUCUUCCUGCCUUUCGUCAAUUGGUGCUCAACUUCAGUCCUCAACCUGCCAAAAAUACAGGGACAGGAGAUGCCAACAGUCAGAAUCACAGAAAUCUUUUAUUCAUGUCGGAGCUCAGAUCUCUCUUUGCCCUGAUGCUUGGUACCAAUAGAAAGUAUGUGGACCCUUCCAAGUCUGUUCAGAUCCUCAAAGCAGCUUUCAGUGGCGGAGGUGCGGAUAACCAACAGGAUGUCAGUGAGUUUACUCAUAAACUCUUGGAAUGGUUAGAAGAGGCCUUCAAAUUAGACACAUCAGGACAUCCCUCACAGAAUGAAGGAGCCGAAGGAGGGGAGAAUACCAACAAGAACCCGAUGCUUGAUCUCUUCUACGGUCAGUACAAGGCCGAAGGUAUCAACGAGGGCAAGGUCUUCAGUAACCUAGAGACCUUCGGACAGUGCCCUCUACAGAUCAAUGGUUAUAAUGACCUUCACCAGAGCCUGGAGGCAUCCAUGUCCAAGGCGGAGAUCGAAACGGUUAAUGGAGAUGCAACCUACAGAUCAGCACAAGAGCACUGGUUCACGAGGUUACCCCAUGUUUUAAUCUUCGAGCUUUCAAGAUUUCAAUUCAACCAAGAGCUUGGCCGGCCAGAGAAAAUACACAACCAAUUUAAAUUUCCUUCACUGCUUUAUAUGGAUAGAUAUAUGGAUGCUAACAGGGAAGUUGUUAGAAAAAAGCGGGAAGAAGUUGCCAUCCUUCGCCAGCAGUAUAGUGAACUGCAGUCUAGAUUAGAAAGAUUUUUAUGCUACGGAAGCGGUGCUAAGCGAAUGCCUUUAUACGAUGUCCUUCAAUACACGUUAGAAUAUGCAAACAGUGGAUGCCCGGAACAACGGCAUCUGGACGGGAUGUGUAGCCCUCGGACAAGCUGCAAUAAUGACUCUGCCAAUGAAGAUGUGGAGAUGGCCUCGCCCUGUGGGUCAGCAAGGAAUAGCCCAAGACCAGGAUCCUCACCAAACCUUCAGCCCAUGCAGCAUCCCUUCUCCCCACCCAGCCCCACCUCUCUCUCCUGCUCACCAACAGUGUCUUCCAAAGUCCCAAGGUACCAGAAACCGCCACCGCUAAACCUCCUAGACAAGCCUUCAUUACACCAUGGCACCGCUGGUUCUCCCGGCCACACCCCUGGGGGCCCCAGCAGUACCAGCCCAGGACCGUCAAUGAAGCAUGAGCUGCCUUCUCCUAAGCCUGGUCACAUCACUGAUUCUGAGCUAGAUAUCUUGCAAGGGUGCCUGAAGAGGUGGAGAACGGAGGUCAUGAGUGAGGUCAAAGAUUUGCACCAUGAGAUUGCCAAAGUCAAUGAGAAGAUUCAUACAACAUAUGAGGAAGCUGAACUCAAAUAUCAAAAGUACCGCCUUCAUGCUGUCCUGGUUCACGAAGGUCAAGCGCUAGCCGGUCACUACUGGGCUUACAUCCUAAACCACAAGAGAAACGUCUGGAUCAAAUUUAAUGACAUCGCCGUUACCGAGGUAACAUGGGAGGAGCUAGAGAGGGUAUCGUUAGGAGGAGACGGUAACGCUAGUGCCUAUUGUGUCAUGUACGUUGAGUCUGGUAACCGGGCCCUCUUUGAAGAGGUCCAUGCAGAAACUGGUCUGAUCAACUUGGAUGACCUGGCCAACGACCUCCGACAACUCAUCGUCGACGACAACCAGAAAUUUGAAGAGGAGUUGAAGCAGUGGGACGAGCAAGUGCAGCUACGCCGACAACAACAGCUGCAACUUCAGCUACAACAGCAGGGAGAGAGAGGACAAGCCGACGGUGGGACCAGAGAGAAGAUUACAUCAAGAGGAGCAAGCACUACAAACGAUGAUGUCGUCCCUCUUGAUGAUGUCCCUAUGAGGGACGUGGAUGAUGCCAUGUCACCGAGGCGAGGACCGCCCCUUGCCAACCAGGACAGCAUGGAGACAAGUCAUCCAGAGACCAGGCCCAAGACCCCUAAGAGUCCUAGAACACCAAAGAGUCCUGUCUCCACUGCCCCUUUCUUUGGAGAAGGUGGGCCAGAGGCCGCAGUACAGCAGAUGUAUGCACAUGAACUGAAGAAAUGUCAGGAGCUUGCCUUGUCCGAGGACCCCCCUGAUUCUGAUUCAAGGUUAGAAUCCUUUGCAGUCUAUCUCCUGAGAAACAACGCUGCUAACGGCCUCAUGCAACAGAGUGUACUGAUACAACUCAAAGAAAUAGGAUUAGCGUCAGAUGAUCUUAGGAGUCAAGCGAUAGGUAAGAUUGCCCAGCGUAAGCUUGAGAGUGACCAAGACUAUCGGAAUGUUCACUCUCAGUUGAAGCAAUGGCAGUCUGAUUACAGCACCUUCGUCAGGACGGCUUCAUUCUUCAAUCACGGCAUCUCGUAUUGCCUCAGGCAAGGAUUGUAUCAAGAAGCAAUGCCAUAUUUCAUGCAUGCCUGUAAACUCAACGGAACCUUCGAUCCGUCCCAAACAAACAAGAGAAUGGAUAAUAAGCUACUAGAAUACUACAGGAGACAUUGUUUAAUACAACUCAACGAGCAGUGUGCCACGACUUUCGAUGCCGGAGAAGAGGCGGAUGCCAGCGCAAGUCUGCAGACCAUGAGUGAGCUGGUUGUGCCUUGUACAAGCCUUCUUGGUUCCAAUCGAGGUGAAGAUGCGCAGGCCGUGGAAGAGAUCCGGUCUAGGUGGUGCUCGUAUCUUGGGCAUGACCUCCCCGGUAAGCUUCAGGACAAACUGCAAGAUCUCUUAUCCAGGCUCCUUGAUGGCGGAUCCGACGGUCAGACCGUCAAGACCCCUCGUCUCAUCCGCUCCCAACGCUCAGUCAACCACGGUCAGCAGUUCAGGUCGACCAUGCAACUCAUCAGAGAAUUUGAACAUGCGAAUCGGGAAGAGGAUUCUUCGUCAUAACACAGAGCCAUCAGGUUCAGGAGUCUGCCAAGGAAUUCUUGAUAAAACUGUUGAUCCAUGCAGAACUCUUUGUUUAACCAAAGGCACAAGAAAUUGGAACUUCUGCCUUUUUGCCAGGUGCUCAGAAUUUUAAAUGGAGAAGGGUGAUGACAUAUGUUAUGCAGGGCUUUUUAGGGAUCAGUUCAUACAAGCUGAAGUGGCUACCCGGAGUAAAUGAGACAUUUUUACAACAAUUCUCUAUAUUAUUUACCUAGUGUUUGACAUUGUAGGAGUUACCGCAACAGUAAACCCACUAAGGAUAUGUUGGUGCAUUUGUUGAUCUCUUUCAAUGAAUAGUUACGAUUGCAGGAAUUUCAACAUUCCGACUGGGAAGAGCAUCAUUCAUCAUAGCAUUUAGCCAACAACUAUAUGUCAGGAAUCUGACGAGGAAAUCUUAAAGGGAAGGUUCACCCUGACAAAAAAGUUAUUGUAAAAAUAGAAGAAAAAAAAAUAUUGCUGAAGGUUUGAGAAAAAUCCAUCAAAGAAUAAAAAAGUUAUUAGAAUUCUUAUUAUAUGAUUUGUUAUGUCAUAUGUGAGCAGUUUCUUACAUAUCGUAUGGUAAAAAAUCAAUGAAAUGUCAUUUUCCCAGAAAACUGAAAAUGGUUUUUAUUGUACAUUCAGUAUAUCAAUGCACAAAUCUCACCUGUUCCUAAUAAGGAAAUAAAGAGAAGUCAUCACAAGCCAUUAAAAAAUGAAAUUUAUUCAUUUUACACUACGUAACAUGUGGGGAAGUGCUCGUUCCUGACGUCACACAUCAAAAUUUAAGAUAACUUUCUUAAUCUUUAAUGGAUUAUUCUCAAACCUUCACCAAUAUUUUUCAUUAUUUUUUCUGCUAUUUUUCCAGCAAACUUUUUGGCAGGGUCAACUUCCCCUUUAAUGAAACUGUUCAACUAUGGAGAACUCUGGUUUACAGUGUAAUUUAAAUUGCAGGCAAGGACCGAUGCACAGUGAACUGUACUGUGAAUAACGGUCUAAUUUUGCCGAUUCCACUCUCCAUCUGGGAAAAGUUCAGCUCGGAAGUCUUAGGUCAAUCUUGCAUUGCGUCAGAAUAUCUUUCUUAGUGUAAUAUUUAGGAUUCACAUAUCUUAAGCCCUGCUACCAAAUUUCAACAUGUAUUUAAUUUCUUUGAUUGAGUCAGGAGAUUCUCAUUCAGCAUGGAAUAAUUUAGCUAAGAAUCUUUUAUCUCGUCGCGUUAGAAAUCGUUCUUCAGCGUAACGAUUUAAGUUGCAUAUCUUCAGCACUGGGAUGGAAUGUCCGUACCAUUGUCUACUGGAACUAUAUAUAUACUCUUUAUAAAGUAAAUUACAGAAUUCAGAAGUCAGGUUAAUAUCUUUGAUUGAAUCUGGUGAUACAUUGCUAGAGCUGUGGAAAUGGUUUAGUGUUACGUUGGGAUGGGAUCGGUGAUUAUUGAAGGGAAGCGUAACGAGGAAACUUUGGAGAAAGUUAUACAGUUCAAAUCACUAGGUAUUUAAUCAUCAACAUUCAGCUACAGUUCGAAGUACAUGAAGAUUCAGAGUAUAUCAGGAGACGAUGAAUAUAAAAUAAUUUAGAAGUAUCAGGUUGAGAUUCGAAGUGCAGUGAAAUUAAUACUGGAUGGACAUCUAAGUCUUGAAGUCAGUCAGUCUAUAUGGAUGAGUGUUGGUCUAGUAUUCUAUCGCUGUAUUCCAUCUCUCCAAUACUCAAGAAGUCUUAUUUAUAUCAUUAGUUUUGGGGGUGUAACAAUUUAAGGUGGGAUUGAUCUAAACUUGAUCUGAUUGGUCUACAGGUAACUGUCUAUCAAACUUUCUCUGGUAUAAUGGGUGUGGUGAUGCUCUGUGCAAGUGACUGGGGCUGAAGUGUGAGUCAUACUUCUUAAAACUUUUGUUCCUUGAAGUUAGCUGACGUCACUGAGGGUUGGUAUUUUUAUGGUCAAGGUUUAGGAGUUAAAUUGUAUUGGGAGUUUGGGAAUCCUUAGGUGACAUUGGGGGAGUUUGUAAACAAGUGAAGGUGAAUGACUGAAAGGAUAACAGGAAGUUAGAUACAUACUACAUUACAUUAGCUCAUAAGUUUAUAAGCCGCAACCCUCAGUCCAGUCAGAAAUUUUUGUAUCAGACUCACCAGCCCUGAGAGAAAUGCUUCUUAACCCUAUGUACACUGUAGCCUUACAGAGGCUUGCAGAGAUUCGACAGAGUAAUACAGUCUUCAGAAUAUUGAUUUGUGUGACAAUCAUAGUGGUGUCACAACUCGGAGAGAAAUGACAAAAUUACACUUUUCCAGAAUACCACCACAGGUUAUCUUUCAUGCCCCAAGGUUGUUAUUAACAGUUUGUUUUAUUUUAGGAGGACUAAAAAUUGGUAUUCAUAUUUUGUUACUGAAAUGAAUUUAAAACAGAUUUUUAAUUUGUUUCUAGAUUGUUAUUCUGAGAUUGUUAUAUUCCAGAAAUAUGCAUUUGCACCCAGUGUGCAGUUACUAUUCCUACAAAACCUGGUUAUGCAUUCUUAUCCUUAGUCUCAUAUUGUCCUAGAGAUGUUAAAGGUCAAGUCCACCCUGGCAAAAUUGUGAUUUAAAUAUAUAGAGACAAAUCAAACUAGCAUAACACUGAAAAUUUCAUUAAAAUCGGAUGUAAAAUAAGAAAGUUAUGGCAUUUUAUUGUUUCGCUCAUUUUUCACAAAACAGUGAUAUGCACAACUCAGUGACAUGCAAAUGUGUCAGUUGAUGAUGUCCAUCACUCACUAUUUCUUUUGUUUUUUAUUGUUUGAAUUAUACAAUAUUUCAUUUUUUACAGAUUUGACCAUCGGGACCGACUUGACUGAACCAUAUAGUAUUAAACAAUGCUAAUUCCACAUGUAUAGGGAGGAAUUAAUCACUGUUUCACUUGACAAUGAGGAGAAAAUUUGAAUAUUUCAUAUUUCAUAUAAUAAAAUACAAAAGAAAUAGUGAGUGGAUGACGUCAUCAGUCUCCUCAUUUGCAUACCGACCAGGAUGCGCAUAGAACUGUUUUGUGAAAUUAAGCAAAACUUUAAAAUGUCAUAACUUUCUUAUUUUACAUCCGAUAUUGAUGAAAUUUUCAGUGUUAUGCUUGUUGGAGUUUUCUCUUCUUAUUCAAACAAAUUAUUCAUUGAAGUGGACUUGUCCUUUAAAUAGUAGCAACAGUACUGCAGUAACUAUACAUUCAAAACCUAGUUAUCAUUAGUUUCUAGAAUUUUGUUCUGAGAUUGUUAUAUUCCAGAGAAAUAUAUAUUUGCAUCAACAUCGCAGUUGCUAUUCGUACAAAUGGGUUAUCAUUUGUUAUUUUUAUGGGAUGUUGCAAGAAAAUAUUUUUGACGCAUUGUCAAAAAAAAUUUGCAUAAAAUCAUGCUUGAUUUCAACCUGUUGGACGGACCAUUGAAAAACGAGCAUUUCCAAAAAAGCGGCAGACAAUGGGCUACUAUUUGAAAAUAAAGAACCCUGUGGAAGGGGGGAAAAAAAUGGGCUACUGGUUAAUGCAUGGUGAGUGUGAUUGGCUUGAAUGUUAUGUUUGAAUUCUUUUUGUAAAACGUGUAAAGAAAAGAUUGCUUGAAAUGAUAAUACGAGGCAGGGGCGGGGGAAUAUUGAAUGGGGGGGGGGGGUUACCCACUUCAAGAAAAACAAGAAAAUGGUUUUCUCCUCUUCAAUUGUAGAAAGUGAUGUACCCCUUUUCUCCUGCUCCUGGCCUCUUCAAACAUAUUCUUCCACCCCUGUGAAAUGUAGCGACAAAUAAAACGACCGAGAGAAGUUUGAGACAGAACUUAUC